Messenger RNA from Phlebotomus papatasi, 2634 nucleotides. RefSeq lists its product as uncharacterized. The transcript is spliced from 7 exons. NCBI's taxonomy places the organism in Eukaryota, Metazoa, Arthropoda, Insecta, Diptera, Psychodidae. The coding region runs from base 395 to 2530 and encodes 711 amino acids. Gene Ontology annotation, molecular function: monocarboxylic acid transmembrane transporter activity. Gene Ontology annotation, biological process: transmembrane transport; monocarboxylic acid transport. The record is from RefSeq and is a predicted model, not a curated record.
AGUUCAUUGCGAUCUGUGUUGGAGGAAACAUGUGCUUUUUAGUUCCGCAUUAUCGCGAUUUUUGAUAAUUUCCCUCAUUUAGUGCUUAGUAAAGAAUUCUACAUAAAUAUUUGAUGAAGUUCUAUGUACUUAACUGUGAUUUUCAUUAAGUUUUGCGAAAGUGUUGGUGAAAGGGGUUGUAAAUCAAUUCACUGGAGAUCGAUAAAGUGGGAUUAUUCAAUCUUUUUGAUAAGAUAUUGCACUGAAGGUUGAUUGGAGAGCUUAAAACCAAAGAAGGUGUUAGUUAAAUCAAUGUGCUAUCUUUGUUCGGGAAAUCUUGUGAUCUUCAAGUGAAGACUUCUAAUCAAAAUAAACAUUCCCAUGUGACUUCAAAGAGCCACAACAGAGACAGAAAAUGGUCGUGAAAGCGUCUGAAAUGCCAGAGGCGGAGAAGUCUGGCGAGGAGAUUACCAAAAAUGAUCAGAAGAAGAAAAAAAGGAAGAACAGGUCACAGCUAGGACCCAACUUUGUUCCACCUGACGGUGGUUGGGGAUGGAUUGUGGCGAUAGCAGCUGGAUUUUCAAAUCUCUGCGCUCUUCCUGUUCUUCAGCAGUUUGGUCUUCUUUUCCGUGAACGCCUGCAAUCACUGGAGAUCUCCAGCUCUCAGAUCACCACUAUUAUCAAUUUAAAUCAAUGCCUAACGUCAUGUAUAGGUCUGGCCAACGGGCCUCUCUUCAGGAGAUUUACCUAUCGUCAAAUGGCCUUUGGGGCUGCUCUUGUGAUCGUUACCGGUCUAAUUCUGACGUCAAUUGCAAAUUCCUUUAUCACCUAUGUCAUCACAUUUUCAGUUCUCUACGGACUUGGCACUGGGGUCUCGAUGUCCUCGAAUGCCUUGGCCCUUAACACGUACUUUAGAGAGAAACGCCGUAUGGCUACAAGUUUCUCCUGGACAGUAACUGCCCUGGGGCCUAUAGUCCUGCCCCAUCUCAUUACCUACACUCUCCAGGAGUACGGUGUACAAGGUUCCGUAUUGAUAUUUGCUGGCAUUGCGUGUCACACAUUUGCAACUGCAUCCAUUUUUCAGCCUGCCCAGUGGCACAGUCGAAAGCCCAAGGGCGGCCAGGAAAAUCUACUUAAGGAGACUCAGAAAGAGCCCAACGAGGAGUGUGAGUACUGUAAAAAUCGUCAGAAGAAGAUCAGCACAGGUUUUCCCUACAUUUACAAUUCGGACGAUCCCAAUGUUACGGGUUAUGAGAUCCUGGAUCCAGGAACUCCUAUGUUAGCCCUAUCUAAUGAUGGUUGGUAUUCAGGAUCGGGCAUGAGAUCGGCUUAUGGAUCAAAAUGGUCUCUAACUUCCCAGAAAACCGGAAAACUCGAUGUUGAGUCCAAGAAGACCUCUGCAAAGACUUCAACGCAGAACUUAGUGCUAUCUAGUAGAUCAUCUUAUGUAAAUCUUGGUCAACUCAAUGAGGGUCCUCCUGGAAGACGAGAUCGCAGACCUACGAAACCUAGGAUUGAAGAAGUUGAAGUUGAGGACUGUCCAAGUUGGAAGGCUCCACAGGAUCUCUCUGAACUGGAGAAAUCCACCCUACCAACGACUCCACGGAAUUACCUUCAGCUUCCAUCUUACGAAGAAGCCAAAUACAUCCGCGAUAAUUAUAGUCUACGAUCCUUGAAGUAUCCAGAUGGUGAUCGUCGACGGAAGUCAAACACAUUCAGUGUUGAAAAAGAGGUCCUAAGGGAAGCUUCGAGACGCCUUGAAAUGUAUUUGAAUGAUGGCAGGAGGAAAAGCGGAGCUCCAGAAAAAUGUACAUGUGAAAAGGGUAUCAAGACACCCAAUAACAGUCUUCAUGAUGAACCUAUGAGCAGCAAGGAAGAGGAAGAUGAAGAUAUUGAUGAGAAGAAGUUUACUCUCCUCCAGAAAAUCGUCAUCUUCUUUGAUUUGGAUCUCCUCAAGGACUUUACCUACGUCAACCUGAUGGUGGGAAUUACUGUGGCUAAUUUUGCAGAGAUCAACUUCAGCAUCUUGACUCCCUUCAUUUUGGGAGACUUUGGAUAUUCGAAAAAGGAAACUGCCUUGCUCAUGUCUCUCUUGGCUGGGAUGGAUAUUGGGGUGAGGUUCAUUAUUCCUUUCGUUGCAGGAAGGAUUGGUUGGGAGAACAAAACAUUUUUCCUGUUUGGAGUCAUGGGAAUGGCUUUAGGGAGAGUUGUUUUGGCACAUUUCCAAACCUUCUGGGUUGUUGUAGCGGUUUUCUGUUGCAUUGGCCUGGGAAAGGGAUUGAGGACAGUCUUCAUGGCGCUCGUUAUACCCAGCUAUAUCCCUCUUGAUCGCCUUCCAGCAGCAACAGGCCUUCAACUUCUCUUCGCAGGAAUUUUCUACUUCGUUGUAGGACCUCUAGUUGGAUUAAUUCGUGAUGCCACUGACUUCCCUACAACCCUCCACUGCCUCAACGUGGCCACAUAUCUUACAGCAGUUUCUUGGGGCUUCGAGAAGUUCCUUCAGUGGCGAAAAGAGAAACUCAAAAAUCGAGAAAUCGAGAGUGAUAAUUGAUUUGUGAUCACUUGAUAGACUUUUAUGUGGGUGACAAAGCUCUGUGAGUUGAUUUUAUAUUGAUGUAUUUGUUAUUGAUUGUUUAAUAAAGUUUGUGAUGGACA